Messenger RNA from Capronia epimyces CBS 606.96, 255 nucleotides. RefSeq lists its product as uncharacterized. Gene Ontology annotation, biological process: mitochondrial respiratory chain complex IV assembly. The record is from RefSeq and is a predicted model, not a curated record. NCBI's taxonomy places the organism in Eukaryota, Fungi, Ascomycota, Eurotiomycetes, Chaetothyriales, Herpotrichiellaceae. Bases 1 to 255 code for a protein of 84 amino acids. Gene Ontology annotation, cellular component: mitochondrial inner membrane. The transcript is spliced from 3 exons.
AUGCGGUCCACCCUCCCCCUACAGCGCGGCGUGUUGAAGCGCUCAUCAUACUACAACCCGGACUACCGCACGGGGGCGGCCUUAAACCGCGCCCGCCGGCCGUACCUGUUCAAGAACUUGAUCACGGGCGCAUGUAUUUUCAGCUUCGCCAUUGGAGUUUUUGCCUUUACCCUCAAGGCCGUCGGUCAAGAUGAUUUCGAGGACGUGAUUGUCCCGGACGCCCCGGCGCGGUCGCCAAAGACACCUACCGCAUAG